AAAAAAAAGGGGAAAAAGGAAAAGUUAUCUUCUUCCCUCCCCCUAGCUCAACAGACUCACAGUUUGAAUUUCACAUUUACGCCACCGCAACCUCGGAGCUUUCCCGCUAAAGUUCAUCACAACGCAAAAUUUUCUUGGGAAAUCAUCAUUUUCCAAACAGCCAAACUCGCCAAUGGACAUCCUUAAGUCCACUUUCUUUAUCACCACCACCCCACUACUUCCCCACAAACCCUCCGUCCAAAAAGUCCCCAAAACAAAACCCAGAAUCCCCAUUAAGGCCUCUUCACGAGUCCAUCCAGACCCCUGGUCCUUAAGUGACGGGAGCGACAUAACGAAACCGAAACCCAGGUUCAAAAACCCUAAAAAUCCUCUCACAGACGAUAACGCGCGGCGUAUAAUAAAGGCGAAGGCGAGGUACUUGAGUGUAUUGAGGCGGAACCAGGGGUCGAGAGCGAUGACGCCCAAGUGGAUAAAGCGGACGCCGGAGCAGAUGGUGCAGUACUUGGAGGAUGACCGGAAUGGGCAGCUGUAUGCGAAGCACGUGGUGGCAGCGAUAAAGGCGGUGAGAGGGAGGGAUGAGAAGGCGGAUAUGAGAGUUGUGAUGGGGAGCUUUGUGGGAAAAUUGAGUUUUAGAGAAAUGUGUGUGGUGUUGAAAGAGCAAAAGGGUUGGAAACAAGGUCGGGACUUUUUUGGUUGGAUGAAAUUGCAGUUAAGCUAUCACCCCAGCGUCAUUGUUUAUACAAUUCUUUUGCGGUUAUAUGGGCAAGUUGGAAAGAUUAAGUUGGCUGAAGAGGCCUUCUUGGAGAUGCUUGAAGUGGGUUGUGAACCAGAUGAAAUUGCUUGUGGUACUAUGCUUUGUACUUAUGCCAGAUGGGGGCGCCAUAAACCUAUGUUGACAUUUCUUUCUGCCAUAAAAGAAAGGGGAAUUACACUUUCUACUGCUGUAUAUAAUUUUAUGUUGUCGUCUUUGCAAAAGAAAUCAUUCCAUGGAAAAGUGAUAGACUUAUGGAGGCAGAUGGUGGAAGAACAGGUUGCACCAACUGAUUUUACUUAUACCGUAGUCAUCAGUUCGCUUGUUAAAGAAUGUCUUCAUGAGGAGGCUUUGAUGACCCUUACUAAGAUGAAGAGCUCUGGUUUUACUCCUGAGGAGGUAACUUAUAGCCAGCUUAUUAGUUUGAAUACAAGAAAUGGUAAAUGGGAUGAGGCAUUGAAAUUAUACGAGGAUAUGAGAUACGAGGGAAUUGUUCCUAGUAAUUAUACUUAUGCUUCACUUUUAACUAUGUACUACAAGAAUGAAGAUUAUUCUAAAGCCUUAUCUCUCUUUUCUGAAAUGGAAAAAUAUAAAGUCACAGCUGACGAAGUCAUUUAUGGUCUUCUCAUUCGAAUAUAUGGAAAACUUGGACUUUAUGAGGAUGCCCAGAAAACAUUUGAGGAGACCAAACGGCUGGGCCUACUUAGUGAUGAAAAAACUUAUUUGGCAAUGGCACAAGUCCAUCUCAAAAGCGGGAAUGUGGAGAAAGCUUUGAAUGUUAUUGAUGUUAUGAAAUCCAAAAACAUUUGGUUCUCAAGAUUUGCUUAUAUUGUCUUGUUGCAAUGUUAUUCCAUGAAAGAGGAUUUGGCCUCUGCUGAAGUCACAUUUCAGGCUCUCUCCAAGACUGGACUUCCUGAUGCUGGUUCUUGUAAUGACAUGCUGAAUUUGUAUGUAAAAUUAGACUUAACAGAAAAUGCCAAAGAUUUUAUUGUCCAGAUAAGGAAAGAUGGAGUGGUUUUUGAUGAGGAGCUUUACAAGACAGUUAUGAGAAUUUAUUGCAAGAAUGGAAUGGCAACAGCGGCUGAGCAGCUAAUGGAAGAGAUGGGUGAAAAUGUGUCUUUCAAGGAUAAUUACUUUUUCCAAACUUUUUUUAAGACUAUGCAUGGGGGAUCUUUGAGAACACAAUCUGAAGACAAACUUUUGGCCUCCAACCAACCUGACCAUAUGGCUCUGGGGCUGAUGCUUAGUCUGUAUCUGGCAGAUGGUAAUUUCAGUAAGACAGAAGAAAUCCUGAAGUUAUUGCUUGAAGUGGCUGGUGGCUCAUCUGUAGUGAGUCAACUCAUUAGCAACUUUGUGAGAGAAGGUGAUGUAUCUAAAGCAAAAUUUCUAAAAGAUCGGAUGACAAAAUUGGGCUGCAGACUGGAGGAUGAUGUUAUUGCCUCUUUGAUUGGUUUAUAUGGGAAGCAACAAAAGCUCAAAGAGGCGCAAGAUGUCUUCCAAGAAGUAGCAGGUUCAUCAAAACCUGGGAAAUCAAUUAUAAAAUCAAUUAUCGAUGCAUAUGCUAGAUGUGGUAAAGCUAUGGAAGCAUACUUGAUAUAUGAAGAAGUAACUGCACAAGGGCAUCAUUUGGAUGCUGUUGCUAUGAGCAUACUCGUGAACACGUUAACUAAUUGCGGCAAAUAUGAAGAAGCAAAGAAUAUUAUUCUUAAGAGUUUCCAUGAUGGCACAGACCUUGACACUGUGGCUUAUAAUACCUUUAUUAAGGCAAUGCUACAAGCAGGUAAAUUACAUUUUGCAGCCAGUAUUUAUGACCGUAUGCUUUCUUUGGGAGUUCCUGCAUCAAUUCAGACAUACAAUACAAUGAUUAGUGUGUAUGGACGGGGUCGGAAACUGGAUAAAGCUGUAGAGAUGUUUAACAGAGCUCGCAGCUCGGGUAUCUUGCUUGAUGAGAAGGCAUACAUGAAUCUUAUCAGCUUUUAUGGGAAGGCUGGUAAAACACUUGAAGCAUCCCUUCUAUUCUAUAAAAUGCAGGAAGAAGGGAUAAACCCUGGGCUGGUUAGCUACAAUAUUAUGAUCAAUGUAUAUGCUGCUGCGGGACUUUAUCAUGAAGUUGAGAAACUUUUCGAAGCCAUGCAGAGGGUUGGCUUUGUACCUGACUCUUUCACAUAUCUUUCCCUUGUUCGCGCUUAUACAGAGAGUUUGAAAUACUCUGAAGCUGAGGAAACCAUCAAUUCUAUGCUGAAGCAAGGCAUUUCCCCCUCUUGUUCACAUUUUAAUCAUUUGCUAUCUGCUUUCUCAAAAGCAGGUCUGAUAGUAGAAGCUAAUAGAGUGUUCGAGAAACUACUGUCAGCUGGUUUAAUUCCUGACCUUGCAUGUUAUCGGACUAUGAUGAAAGGUUACAUGCAUUAUGGAUGUGUUGAAGAAGGAAUCAGCUUUUUUGAACAGGUUAAGGAAUCUGCAGAACCAGACAGGUUUAUUUUGAGUUCAGCUGUGCAUUUAUACAAGUAUGCAGAGAAAGAAAUUGAAGCUAACAGUAUCCUGGAUUCUAUGAAAUCUUUGGGGAUCUCGUUCCUGAAAAACCUUAAAGUUGGAUCAAAGAUGAGACCCUCAUAACACUUGUUUGGACAAGUUUUUAAACAAAGAAGUCUAAUACUUGAUCAAGGGUAAAAGGCUAAUGACGAUAAGUACCAGAUAGCUGUAUUUUCGUUGGAGACAUGGUAGUUGGAUAAGACUUAACCAAAGCACAAAGAUGUCCUCUGGUGUAUGAGGUUGAUGGACAAGUGCUGUACAGUUGCAUUUAAGAAGUGACCUGGCACUGGAAUCAGGUUGUCCAGUAUAUAGCCUUUCUUUGUCAAGAGUUUAUGAGCUCUGUUGUAUAUGAAAACUCAAUCACAGUGGCGGAAAAAAUCAUUGACCUGGGGUCUUUAACAUUAUUGACUAUAGAUGGAUGACCCUGGUUAUCUUAAACUGGGAGGUCAUACUGGCGUAUGCAUCUGCAUCAUUUGUGGCUGAUAUAUGGAAAAUUAUGGUAUUGGCUACUGACUUUUCCAGAUUUUUAAAUAUGUUGUUAGUCUAAGGGUGCUGGUAUUUAUCUUUAAAUGCUGGAUUGCAUUUGUGUGACAACUGCAGCCCAAUAAAAAAGUUGAUCAGCUGCUGCAUCCAUAAAAUAUCUAGCAGUGGUGAUUUCAACAUGCAUGUGAAUUCAACUCCAUGGAAUUUUCUUGGAGAUAACUGGUAUCAUCUGUCUGGUGGAUUGGAGGACAUGCUUGGGCAAUGCCAUCUGAACAUGACACUGAAGGUAUUUUGAACUUGCUACCAGUGAGUCUCAUGGCUCUAUUCCUGUAAGCAUCCCCAACAAUAAGAGCCAUAACUUAGUUUCAGAAAGGAUGUUUUAUCAGGGGGAAUCAUUGUACACUCGACUGAAAAGUUAAAUAUCAUCCUCACUCACCGUUAGAAAUUUCUAAAAUCCUUCUGAAAACGUCUGUAGAUAAUGGAAUAUUGGAAUUUAGUGAUCUCUCAGGGAGUCGAUGGUGUAGUUACCUACCUUGUACAAGAUCAUCAAAACUAUUUAUUUGUUAUAAUAUAGAAUCAGUUUGGUU
Mangifera indica (mango) is the source of this 4350-nucleotide messenger RNA. Its product is annotated as pentatricopeptide repeat-containing protein At5g27270. Gene Ontology annotation, molecular function: protein binding. The record is from RefSeq and is a predicted model, not a curated record. NCBI's taxonomy places the organism in Eukaryota, Viridiplantae, Streptophyta, Magnoliopsida, Sapindales, Anacardiaceae. Bases 173 to 3364 code for a protein of 1063 amino acids. The transcript is spliced from 9 exons.